AUGGUUUCUUACAUCAAAGGUCCUGCUUACAAGUCUGUCAAAUCUUUUGCUGGUGCCAAUUUGCCACUUUUAAAGACAUACGCACCUAACUUAAUCUUGUGGGGUGGUGCUGCAGGCGCUGGUGUUGCUACAUUCACCUCUGGUGUCCCAAUCUUUAAGUCUACUUUCUACGCCAAGAUCCCUUACUUUGGAGAUUACUUCACCUACAACCCAGAUCCAGAAGAUGUCCCAAUCUAA
Dujonia railenensis is the source of this 237-nucleotide messenger RNA. Lineage: Eukaryota; Fungi; Ascomycota; Pichiomycetes; Serinales; Debaryomycetaceae. The record is from the annotation of a GenBank genome assembly.